Messenger RNA from Pocillopora verrucosa, 2299 nucleotides. The record is from RefSeq and is a predicted model, not a curated record. Lineage: Eukaryota; Metazoa; Cnidaria; Anthozoa; Scleractinia; Pocilloporidae.
UUUUCGCGUGUUUUGUACGUGAAGCGAUGGCCUUAUCAAGCCUUUAAUCAUGGAUAUCAAAACGUUGCUUGCCAAUCUUCACGAAGAAGUAUCCUGUUCUGUGUGUAUGGUAACAUUUACCGAACCAAAACAGCUACCAUGUUUGCACAGCUUUUGCCUGCAUUGUUUAGAGGGAAUUCAAAGGACGAGUGGCCGCCAUGAUGUCAUAACAUGUCCUGAGUGUCGAAGAGAGAGUCAAGUCCCUGGAGGAAAACUCAAAGAUCUGCCCACCAACUUUCGCAUCAACAGCUUACUAGAUGUGUUGGCCAUAAGGGAGUGCAACUCUACUGGAGUCAAAUGCGGAAACUGCGACAAACGAAGAGUAGAAAGUUUCUACUGUUUUCAGUGCUACUCGUUCUGGUGUGACGAGUGUAUUACAGGCCACAAUAUUAUCCGAGCAAAUAAAGAACACCGAGUUCUCGCGCUUAAAGAUUUUGAAGAUCAAGACAUCGAGGUUGUCUUAAAACGACCAGCAUUUUGUUCACGACCGGGCCACGAAAAGAAAGAACUGGAAUUCUUCUGUAAGAAAUGUCAAGAAACCGUUUGCAGUUCAUGCGUUGUGACCGCUCACGAUGGACAUGUUAAGGUACUCCUAGAAGAAGCGGCAAAUGAAAAGAAAUCGCAAGUCAUGUCCGCGAUUGAGUCCAGAAAAGCAAAUGUGCAAAAGAUGAGAAACAAAAUAUCUAAAAUUGAUGAGGCCUGUCAUAACAUCGAAGCAAACGUCGCAAAAGUAAAAAGAAGCGCGCAACAGUUUGCUGAAAGCAUGAUUACUGUCAUCGAAGCCAAGAAACAGCAAAUCUUUUCUGAAGCGGAUCAUGAGGCGCAACAAUCUCUGCAACGUUUGCGAGCACAAAGGAUCGACAUUGAAAACAAGGUCAAAAACAUCGAAACAGCAGUAGGAAAAUCUGAAACACUAAUAAAACGAAGCACAAACGCAGAGCUUGCACAGAUAGAUAAAACACUGAGCACAAUAAUCCCGAAAGAAGUCGAUGAUGAGCGAGAAGAAGAGGACUGUGACCUUGAAGGACUACGUCAAUUUAUUUUCGAGGAAAACGAAUCCUUAAAGAAAAGAACGAACGAUGAAGGAAUCGGCUGUAUUCGUACGUUUUCCAACAAGACCAAAGUGGAUCAGUCGAUUGCUGAGGGAAAAGGACUCACGGAAGCGAUUGUUGGAAUUCAAGCGAACUUUGUUCUCACAACAAGAAAUGCUGAAGGACAACAAUGCUACGAAAAGCGUGACCGAGUAACAGCAGAAAUAAAAAAUCACCAAGGCCAUGACUGUGCAGCAGAAGUUCGAGUCCAAAAUAAGAAAGAUGGAAGCUACAAGAUCAGCUAUUUUGCCAAAGAAAGUGGAAGACUCAAGGCGGUAGUCAAAGUGAAUGAAGAACAAGUUCGAGGCAGUCCAUUUCCGGUUCAAGUGAAACCCAGACAGUUCAGACCCGUGCUAUCUUUUGGCCAACAAGGUUCGCCUACUGGAAUGUUAAGGUCACCCUGGGGAGUGGCAGUGAAUGAACGCGAUGAAAUUACAGUGACUGAACGCGGUAAAGACAGGGUUCAAGUUUUCAGUAGUGAUGGAACUUACUUACGGUCGUUUGGUAGAGAGGGUGAUAAACAGGGAGAGUUUGAUAACCCAGCCGGGAUAACACUACAUGAGACCAAGAACAUUAUAGUCGUGGACACCCGUAACCACCGUAUUCAAUACUUCAAUGAGCAGGGUGAGUACCUGAAACAGUUUGGUUGUAAAGGGAAUCUUGAUCACCAGCUGUCUAAUCCCCUUGGUUUAUUUGUAUGUAGUAAAGGCAAUAUUAUUGUUGCUGAUAGCCAUAACAAAUCAAUUAAGAUCUUUUCUUCUGACGGCCAUUAUUUGAGUAAAUUCGGGGGUGAGGGUUUUUUUACCUUUCCUUUUCACUGCAUACAGUAUGACAAAUAUCUGAUAGUGUCAGACAAUGAAGAACAUUGUAUCAAAGUGUUUGAUAAAAAUGGUUAUUUUUUAUACAAAUUUGGAAAGAAGGGGAAGAGGGACGGGGAGUUCAAUAAACCUUAUUGUUUGUCAGUUAACAAGGCAGGACACCUGAUGGUUUGUGAUGCACAUAAUCACAGAGUUCAGGUAUUUGAGCUGAGCGGAAAGUUUAUAACAAAAUUUGGAUCAAAAGGAAAGAGUACAGGAGAGUUUAAUAUCCCUAUCUCUUCUGCAGUGCUUAGUGAUGGUCGAAUAGUUGUGUCUGACUUUUACAACCAUCGCAUUCAGAUAUUUGAAUAG